GAGAUGGGAUUAGGAGCAUUGAGAAGCGUGAUUCGUCCUUUGGCGAGAGCUGUUGCAACUCAGAGGGCGGUACAUUUUCCCUCGACUUCGGGUCCGUCUCCAUCGCCAUCGUCGGCAUUAACCGAGUUGUGUUGGUCUUUUGGUUCGCAGCAGCAGCGCAACAUUCCAUGGAUUCCGUUGUCGAAUGGUUUUUGCAGCUUAACAGAAACUCGAUUCCCUAAGAGAAGGCCCACUGACAAACCUCGCAGGAAAAGGGCCAGUUUGAAACCACCAGGUCCAUAUGCUUGGGUUCAGUACACACCUGGUGAACCAAUACCUGCUAGCAGACCUAAUGAAGGAAGUGUUAAGGGAAGGAAGGAGAAGAAGCGCAUGAGGCAGCGGAGAGCAUUUAUACUGUCAGAAAGAAAGAAACGAAAAGCUCAGGUGCAAGAAGCUAAUAGGAAGAAAAGGGUCGCGAGAGUAGAGCGCAAGAUGGCUGCGGUGGCAAGGGAAAGAGCAUGGACUCAAAGACUAGCAGAGCUGCAGAAACUAGAGGAAGAGAAGAAGAAACCCAUGGCUUGAAAGGAAGCAGUCCAGGAUAUACUAUGCUUCCUUUGUGGAUGGUAAUGUAAUUCAUCUUUUUUUGAAUUAAUAAAUAUCAGAUCAAGCUUCUUGAA
Messenger RNA from Telopea speciosissima, 656 nucleotides. RefSeq lists its product as uncharacterized. The transcript is spliced from 3 exons. Gene Ontology annotation, cellular component: mitochondrion. The coding region runs from base 4 to 561 and encodes 185 amino acids. Lineage: Eukaryota; Viridiplantae; Streptophyta; Magnoliopsida; Proteales; Proteaceae. The record is from RefSeq and is a predicted model, not a curated record.